GUGGAGGCUUCUGAUGAGUGAUCUCCCUCAGGACUCUGUCUUGGGACCAGUGCUCUUCAAUGUCUUUAUCCAUGACACAGACAGUAGGAUCGAGUGUACCUUCAGCAAGUUUGCAGAUGACAUGAAGCUAAGCAGCGCAGUUGAAGGAAGGAAUGCCAUCCAUGAGGACCUGGGCAGACUUGAGAAGUGGGGCCAUAGCAACCUCAUGAAGUUCAAGGCAGAAGCCAGGCUUGCAGCCAAACGGGCAGCUCGAGCAGAAGCAAGAGAUAUCCGUAUGAGAGAGCUGGAGCGACAGCAAAAAGAGUUUUCUCAGCAUUCCUAUGAUAGAAAAUGGGCUCAUAUCCAGAAAUGGAUGGAAGAUUCAGAGAGGGCCAGGUAUUCUCACCGGUCCAGUCGACAUUCAUAUUUGUCCUCUGAUUUUUCUGAUCAAAGCGAAACUGCUGCUGACUAUUUCAGCCGUUCCAACCGCAGGGGAAGCAUUGUUUCCGAUGCAGAUGAUGGCCAAGGUUUGAAUAGUGUAAUCACGUUCCCUUUUCUCUUUCAGCUGGAAGAAAAGAGUGAAAAAUCACAUUCAGAAAUAUUUUCAAGGCCUUCAUCUCGCAAUUCACUAAGUGCAACUCCCGUGAGUGGCAACUCCUCUAGGAGAGGAAGUGGAGACGCGAGCAGUUUGGUGGAUCCUGAUGCCUCCCUCAGUGAACUACGGGAUAUCUAUGACCUUAAGGACCAGAUACACGAUGUAGAAGGGAGAUACAUGCAGGGACUUAAAGAACUAAAGGAUUCGCUAGCUGAAGUUGAAGAGAAGUACAAGAAAGCUAUGGUUUCCAAUGCUCAACUAGACAAUGAGAAAAACAACUUGGUUUACCAAGUGGAUACUUUAAAGGAUGUUAUUGAGGAGAAAGAAGAACAGAUAGCAGAGUUCUAUAGGGAGAAUGAUGAGAAAUCAAAGGAAUUGGAAAGACAGAAACACACCUGCAGUAUUCUGCAACAUAAGCUGAAUGAACUUAAAGAGGGCCUUCGACAAAGAGAUGAACUGAUAGAGGAGAAUCAACGUAUGCAGGAGAAUUUAGACUCCAUAACCAAAGAGGUGUUUGAUCUCCAGGAGACAAUUAAUUGGAAAGAUAAAAAAAUAGGGGCCCUAGAAAGACAGAAAAAUUACUUUGACUGCAUUAAGAAUGAGCGAGAUGAGCUCAGAGAGGAGUUGGCUGACCUGAAGGAAACAAUGAAGAGAGGAGAGAAACAUGGAUUAGUUAUAAUUCCAGAUGGCACACCAAAUGGUGACGUAAACCACGAACCAGUGGUUGGUGCAAUAACAGUUGUAUCAAAGGAAGCUGCUCAAGUCUUGGAAUCUGCAGGAGAAGGACCACUAGAUAUCAGGCUACAAAAACUGGCUGGAGAAAAGGAGGAGUUGUUGUCCCAGGUUAGAAAACUGAAGAUGCAGUUGGAAGAAGAACGACAGAAAUACUCUAAAAGUGGUGGCCUGAAUCCAGAUAUCACAGGCUUAGAGAACGGUUCUGACUUGCAGCUAAUUGAAAUGCAAAGAGAUGCCAACAGACAAAUUAGUGAAUACAGAUUUAAGCUUUCGAAAGCUGAACAAGAUAUAACUACUUUGGAACAAAAUAUUGGGCGACUUGAGGGGCAGGUUGCAAGGUACAGAAAUGCAGCAGAAAAUGCAGAAAAAGUAGAAGAUGAACUCAAAGCUGAAAAGAGGAAGCUUCAGCGAGAGUUACGAACAGCAUUGGACAAGAUAGAAGAGAUGGAGAUGACCAACAACCAUUUAAUGAAAAGGCUGGAGAAGAUGAAGGCAAACAGGACUGCACUUUUAUCUCAACAGUGAAGUGGAAAUUGAAAAUACAAUGCACUGCUCCUUGAAUAACUCGCCCCUAGCUUGUUUAUAAAUACAGACUUUCAUUGGCACAAACUAUUUGAACACUGAGCUGUUCAGUGGCGGUUUAGUUUAAUAAUUAAAUGGCAUACUUUUUGUAACUUAUGAGAGAAUGAAACAUAGUUUGAAUUCCCACCUGAAUGACAGCAAUUUUUCUGUAGUGUUUGACUUUAGAGUCAAAGAUGGAGCACAAUGCUGUAUGUUCGACUUAGCGAUAAAAAUGUUUUUACAACUGUGGAAUCAAGUUUACUCACGAUCUCUUUUGGCUGCUUUAAUGAUGCUUGAUGCUCAGAGACAGCUGCAUGAAUUCAAGAAGACACUGUAUUACUGUAUUACAAACUAACAUGCAUUUGCUUAAGACAUCACACAGCACAAGUGCCUUUUCUCCGGUGCAAUUUAGACUUCCUUGUUGAAAUAACCUUUGGAACCAGAUAGCAUUUUAUUUUAAGAUACAUUUGGGGUAUUCACUAAACUUUAUACAUUUUGAAAAUACAUUUUUGUAAAAUAUUUAAAUUUAUAAGAAAAAAUAGUGAUUGUAUAUAAAAAUCUGCUUUUUUUGCAUGGGCACACCUGGGUAAUUUUGUCGAAUACUAGCCCCUGAUACUCUUAGUAUUAAGAGUGCAGAUUAAAAAACCUCUGUCGUACACCAUCAAAUUAUAUGUCAUCUGCUUAAGUGUGAAUUGAAAUUUUAUGGUGGGAGGAAGGGGGUGGGAAACAUGGCUAAGGAGUUUAUUAAAUGGACACUUUACUGA
Molecule: messenger RNA, 2634 nt
Organism: Acanthisitta chloris (rifleman)
Lineage: Eukaryota; Metazoa; Chordata; Aves; Passeriformes; Acanthisittidae
Gene: LRRFIP2
Product: leucine rich repeat (in FLII) interacting protein 2
Exons: 18
Biological process (GO): regulation of DNA-templated transcription
Source: RefSeq, a predicted model, not a curated record